Messenger RNA from Aspergillus bombycis, 1143 nucleotides. RefSeq names its product F-box domain protein. The record is from RefSeq and is a predicted model, not a curated record. Gene Ontology annotation, molecular function: protein binding. NCBI's taxonomy places the organism in Eukaryota, Fungi, Ascomycota, Eurotiomycetes, Eurotiales, Aspergillaceae. The transcript is spliced from 2 exons. The coding region runs from base 1 to 1143 and encodes 380 amino acids.
AUGCACCCCUCUCGCCAUAUUCAUCUUCCCACGGAAGUAGUCGUGCAGAUCGUUUCUUACGUCGAUGGGAAUGAGCUCGAUCGCCAACGGACUCUCCAUGCCUGCUGUUUGGUAUCACGCCAAUGGUACUCCGCCGCCAUCGCAUACCUCUAUGAAAGGCCUCGGGUAGAUUCUGGAAUCUCCUUCAGGAGGUUCACAGACACCAUCAGUCCGCCGAUCAAUGUCCGGAAGAACAAACUGAAUCUCGGCAGUUUCGUACAUCGAUUAAACCUAAGUCACCUCGUCCACCAUAGCUCCAACAGCCUCACAGCGAGGCUACUGGGCCGAGUCAAGGAGAAUCUAGAAGUAUUCGUCGCUCCAACCCUAACAUUCUCCAUAAGCAGCCUCCCAGCGCUAUCAAAAUGCACCAACCUUCGAAACCUCGACCUCGCACUUGUCCACGAAGCAAUCCCCUUCCCCAACCUCAAACAGGCUAUCAGCCGCCUCCACAAACUCGUCACCCUUCGCCUCCCACAAUCAAUCAUCCUGACCGACCCCGAAUCUACUAAAGUACCAUGGCCCCCCUCCCUCCACCGUCUCCAGAUAAGCGGACGCUUCAACCCCCUCCUGAUCCCCACCUUCUCCUGGCCCCCCGCGCUCACCAGCCUAGCACUAAAAAAUUGCUCCGACCUCUCCGUCUCAAACCUGAGCAGCCUUAUGAGUAGUCCGCAACUAGGCGAAAGCCUCCAACGUCUCACCAUCUCCGGCUCAAACCGCGGUCUAACUCCGGAAUCCAUCAACGCCAUACCCGCUUUUCUACCCAAGCUGAACUUCCUAAGUGUACCGGGCGACAUGGUGGAAGACUCGUUUUUCAUCAUCCUAUGCCAUGUGUUCCCGCCAUUGGCGUUAGAAGUACUAGAAUUCGGGUUUCCGUGCGUGGACUUUAAGUUGAAUUUCGAGACGAAGACGCUGAUAUGUGCCCUCGACACGGGACUGGCAAGUCUUCGCUCUGUCGGGUUCGUAGAGGAUCUGGUCCCGGACGAACGCCAGGAAGAAGAUGUGGAGAUUGACAACGCUCUCCAGGAACGGGACAAGCGGCGUGGUUCUCAGUCUGGGGCAGAGAGUCAGGAUGAUGAGGAGCAGGCGGGCGUCUACUAUAUUUGA